AUGAACGGACGGAGGGUUCGGCAACGAGUCAAAACUGCGCCGUGGGUGUGGCGGCCAUCCCGGCAGAAUGGAACCAUCGAGUGGCCAACGGGACGUGGAAGGAAGAGCAAAAUACUGGAAGGAAUGCGGUUUGCGAUUGUCAAAUCAAGUCGUGGCCAGUCACAGCGCGAGGUCAGCCGGAGCAUGUACCUUUUCCGUCAGAAACAGAGUCCUGUCGUGCAUCGAGGACAGGCCUUGUACAUUCAGCCUUACGGCGUGGGAGGUGAGAUUUUGGGGCCAAAGCGGAUGGUCAAGGCACUGGGCGGUUCCAGUUUGGGGCUUGUUGGGAUUCUUGUCAUUCGUGGGAUGCAAAGCAUGUACAGAAGUAUGUUGAAGGGUUCCAUAAUUUCGUCCGUUUCGGCUGACAACUCCGAACAGUCUUUGCUGUCCUGCCUCGUGCUUGAAGGACUGACUCCAACCAUUGACAAGAAAAUCAAGACGCACAAUCAGCGUUGGUCUACUCAGCACAUUGCAUGA
This is a messenger RNA of Sporothrix schenckii 1099-18, 516 nucleotides long. RefSeq lists its product as uncharacterized. The coding region runs from base 1 to 516 and encodes 171 amino acids. The record is from RefSeq and is a predicted model, not a curated record. NCBI's taxonomy places the organism in Eukaryota, Fungi, Ascomycota, Sordariomycetes, Ophiostomatales, Ophiostomataceae. The transcript has a single exon.